UAAAGGUGGGAUCAUAGUUCUAUGGUGGGAUGUACGUGCGUAUGCUGAAAACUAUCAAAAACUUUGCCAUUUUUUUCUAACGUGAAAUAAACAUUCUUUGUUUAACUCAGAAGCACGCUAGUUUCUCUGUUCUUCGAAAAGUAGGCCUGGUUGAUGUAAACAAAAUCUAGGUCAAACGCAUGACAUAAUGCCAUCUAGACAAACUUAUCUGUGGCCAGUGGAGUGUCAACAGGGUUACCAUUAUUUUAGCGUCACGCUUCGUCAAUUUGACAGAUAUAGAUCUACAGUUACUGCAGACAGAGGAGAGUAGCAUUAAUAUGCCGGAGACAAGAAAACGCCAUGUACCUUCGUCUUCAGGGAGUACUUCAACCCAUAAAUCCGUUUCAUCUUCGGGGCCAAAUAAAGAUGAGGCUUCGUCUCGUUCCUUCUCUCACACUUUAGGAUUACUCAUAAUAUUUAUUAGUUUGUCAUGUGUGACAACACUGUGCUUGCUGCCUUCACCUAUAGAGCCUAUUGAAUACAGCCUCCCAUUGCCACCUCAGUUCAUUGGUCCUCUGGCUGAAAACAAACUCUUAGCCAAAGCUGAUAAACUUUUCCUUGAUAGGCUCCAUGGUCCAGAGUCUAUUACUGUACACAAUGGGAAACUGUUCACAGGAACUGCAGAUGGAAAGAUUCUUGAAAUUAAUGGGGAUGACAUCAGAGUGGUAGCCACACUUGGAAAGCCACCCUGUGGUAAGUUUGAUGAUGAACCAACUUGUGGAAGACCACUGGGUAUGAGGUUUGAUAAAGAUGGGAGUCUUGUUGUUGUGGAUGCUUACCUAGGUUUAUUUCGAGUCAAUGUUGAAACAGGUAAAUUUGUGCAGCUUUACUCGCCUGAGACUUUAGUAGAUGGAGAACAAGCAGCAUUUCUAAAUGAUCUUGACAUUGAUUCAGAUGGGACAGUCUAUUUCACAGAUUCAAGCACUAACUGGGGCCGAAGAUAUAAUAGAUAUGCUGCUAUGGAAGCCAAAAAAAAUGGAAGGUUACUGGCAUACAACCCCAAUACAAAACAGACAGAAGUAAUUUUGAAAAAUAUGAGUUUUCCAAAUGGAGUACAGCUGUCCCCAGAGAAAGACUUCAUCCUUAUUGCAGAGCUUUGUACAUGCAAAAUACUCCAGUACAGUAUAAAUACAUUAUUGUGUGAAAAUUCUGUCUUUGUCAACUCUUUGUUCUGUGACUUGAAUGGAAUUAAAUGUUAUCUUUGCUAUGUUCCAUAAUUAAUCAAAAACUUAAUGCAUACACCAGAAGUAAG
Lingula anatina is the source of this 1291-nucleotide messenger RNA. Its product is annotated as adipocyte plasma membrane-associated protein-like. Gene Ontology annotation, molecular function: glycine N-acyltransferase activity; hydrolase activity. The record is from RefSeq and is a predicted model, not a curated record. Gene Ontology annotation, cellular component: mitochondrion; endomembrane system. NCBI's taxonomy places the organism in Eukaryota, Metazoa, Brachiopoda, Lingulata, Lingulida, Lingulidae.